Molecule: messenger RNA, 1176 nt
Organism: Symbiodinium natans
Lineage: Eukaryota; Dinophyceae; Suessiales; Symbiodiniaceae
Source: the annotation of a GenBank genome assembly
AUGAAGCUGAAGGUAUGGCAUGUUUUGCUGCGCCAUGUGUUCUUUGCUUGCCGGUGCGCGGCCACCGUGCCAGCGUGUGGAAUAUUCCGGCAUUAUGACGACAACCAUCCUGUAUCAUAUGGCGUGCAACUACCCAUGGGUAGAGCACCAUUCGCUUUUGCAAUGGCCCACUCCGAGGACUUGACAGACUAUUUGUUGCAUGAUUCAUCUGGACCUUUUGAAGUUGACCCAGCACGAUUUGCAAGUUUGCAACAGGAUUGGGGCUUUGAAGAGGACAGCAUCAACGAAGAACUUGAAAACAUUUUGAAAGCAGAUUGGCAUGCCGACAGCUUUUGGGGAGCUGGCUAUGAUCAGGUAUUCGUACCACGCACUGACGAAUUCUUGCCUGCAAGGCCGGCACCUUUUCGAGUUCAAGCUUUCCUCGACGCUUUCCGGCAGGCCUCAUCCAAGUGUUGGGUUCGCUUGGCACAAGCUCUGCGAGCACAUGAGCUGAAAGCGGACAACGCGGACUUGCAGGAAUGCCUGGGUGUGUUCCGCCAUUGUAUUCAAGACAAUGCGCACUUUGCAGGUGUGGAGGCACAAGUUUGGCAGGGUGGCGACUUGAUCAUGGACUCCCACACAGACGGCGCAACAGCUCUGUUACACUUGGGCGUUACGCUCGGUGGAGCUCGAACUCUCAGGGUCGGCCGUUUUCGGGAGAGACAUUCUCCGUACAGACCGCAAGAGAACCGGCGAAGGGGCGUGCGAUCUGGUGAUGAGAUCAGCGUGUGGAACCGAGAAGCAUAUGAUAGGCAAGAGUUGUGGGACAUUGAACAGUCCCGUGGAAGUUUUUAUCUAACUUCUCCAUUUUGCUUUGAGCAUGGCGUGAAAUAUGGCAGAGACGUGUCCAGCCCGACAUUGGCUUUGCAGUGCCGGUUUGCUUUUUCGAACUAUUCGGCCGCACAGCUUGUGAAUGGCCAACGUACAAAUACAAUGCGAGAGGUGGCCCAGGUGAUCGCCCAUUCCCUUGCAGAUGCGAUCAAUGGACAAGAACUCCGACUACCGACCGUCCAAGAGGUGCAAGCAGCGGCUGCGCAGAUUUCCAUUGCCAAGCAGUGCCGCAAAGCUGCCAUCCAGCAAAUCAGAAAGGACAAUGUUGCGGCUGUUGUGGUGCCAUGCACCAGUAGUCACCAGUAA